CAGCCCUUUUUUCCCCCCCCCCUUCCCCCAACCCCGUCCCGGCCGCAGGGAUGAGGUUCCCGCUAGCCCUCUGCCUGGGCCUGGUGGCCAUGGUGGCCGCCGGCCCCUCGCCGCUGCAGCGGCGGGUGGUGCGGGAGGUGCUGGAGGCCUUCCAUGGCCGCAGCAGCGUCCAGGCCCUCUUCAGGGAGCGGGCGGUGGAGGGGGUUGUGGAGAGGGAAGAUCCCUCGGGGACAUUUGUCCAGCUGCGGCUCAGCCUGGUGCAGACGGCCUGCGGCAAGCGGGCACCGCGGCCCCAGAACUGCCGCACCCUGGAGAACCGGAGGAAGCCUGUCUGCGUGGCUUGCUACAAGUUUGACCACGGCGAUGUCCCCAAGGUGCUGGACAAGUACCACAACUGCGGCCCCAGCCACCACAUGGCGGUGAAGGAGAUCAAGCAGCGCGACGAGGCGGAGUGCCGGGCGGUGGAAGAGGCCGGCAAGGCGACGGACGCGCUCUACCUCCCCGGCAUGUACGCCUUCUCCGUGGGGCUGCCAGCUUAGGUGGCCGGACGUCCCCACGUCCCCACACGGCCCACCGCCAGCCCCGAGGAGACGGAACGUUGCCACAGGGGACUGGCCCGUCCUCCCCCCGCCCUGCGCCUGCCGCCCCCCCAGCACCGCGUCACCGACGGAGGGUCCUGGAUGCGUGUGUGUGUCCCCCCCCGCCGCCGCCCCCCAGCUCACCAGUAAACCCCAGCUCUGGCUCCUGC
Molecule: messenger RNA, 748 nt
Organism: Chroicocephalus ridibundus (black-headed gull)
Lineage: Eukaryota; Metazoa; Chordata; Aves; Charadriiformes; Laridae
Gene: RARRES2
Product: retinoic acid receptor responder 2
Exons: 5
Coding region: 51-539 (162 amino acids)
Biological process (GO): inflammatory response; positive regulation of chemotaxis; regulation of lipid catabolic process
Cellular component (GO): extracellular matrix
Molecular function (GO): signaling receptor binding
Source: RefSeq, a predicted model, not a curated record